Molecule: messenger RNA, 2333 nt
Organism: Erigeron canadensis
Lineage: Eukaryota; Viridiplantae; Streptophyta; Magnoliopsida; Asterales; Asteraceae
Product: gamma-tubulin complex component 2
Exons: 21
Coding region: 44-2167 (707 amino acids)
Biological process (GO): mitotic cell cycle; microtubule nucleation; spindle assembly
Cellular component (GO): spindle pole; gamma-tubulin small complex; centrosome
Molecular function (GO): microtubule minus-end binding; gamma-tubulin binding
Source: RefSeq, a predicted model, not a curated record
GUAAGCAGAGGAUAGUCAUUUUUGAAAUAGUUUGUCUUUUAGGAUGAUGGAGAAUGGUGGUGGCGCAUCAUCUGUGUGUCCUUCCACUCCUCAAUGGAACCUCGAUAGACCUUUCCUCACCGGCCAAUUCCUUCAGGAAUCAAAAUUACCAUCUGGUCCUGCUGCUGAUUCAAAUCCACUCGAUUUUCGUUUGGAAGUAGACAGGCCUAUUAGUUGCUACAGUGCUUCCGUCCAGGAACUAAUAUUAAUCGAUGAUCUUCUGUCUGCUUUGAUUGGCGUUGAGGGUCGAUAUAUUUCUAUCAAUAUAGUUCGAGGGAAUGAGGACUCUUUUAGCUUCGAAGUUAAUGGAUCUAUGGAUUUGGCGCUCCAGGAACAGGCGAAAAGGAUAUUUCCUAUGUGCAAGAGCUAUCUACUAAUCAAUCAGUUUGUCGAGUCAAGAUCCCAGUUCAAGUCUGGAUUGGUUAAUCAUGCCUUUGCUGCUGCACUAAGGUCCUUCCUCCUCGAUUACCAGGCUAUGGUGGCACAACUUGAACAUCAAUUUCGACUAGGACGACUCUCCGUACAAGGAUUAUGGUUCUAUUGCCAGCCAAUGAUGGGAUCAAUGCAAGCAUUAUCAUUGGUAAUAAGAAAGGCUUCGGUAUCUAAUUCUGUUGGUUCUGCAGUUCUUAACCUUUUACAAAGUCAGGCCAAGGUAAUGGCUGGUAACUACUUGGUGAGGUCAUUGCUGGAGAAGAUGAUAGAGUCUGCAAAUUCUGCUUAUCUUGGCAUACUAGAAAGGUGGGUGUAUGAAGGAGUUAUUGAUGAUCCUCAUGAUGAGUUCUUCAUUGCUGAAAACAAAGCUCUUCAAAAAGAGAGUCUCACACAAGAUUAUGAUGCUAUGUAUUGGCGACAACGAUACAGUCUCAAAGAUGAUAUUCCUUCCUUUCUUGCAAAUUCGGCUGAGACUAUUUUAACAACAGGGAAAUAUUUAAAUGUCAUGAGAGAAUGCGGGCAUACUGUUCAGGUCCCUGUAUUGGGGAAUUCAAAAUUGAUGAACUUUGGGUCAAAUGAUCACUAUCUUGAAUGCAUCAAAUCUGCUUAUGAUUUUGCCAGUGGAGAGUUGCUAAAUCUCAUGAAAGAUAAGUAUGACCUUUUCGGAAAGCUACAUUCAAUUAAGCGUUAUCUUCUUCUAGAUCAGGGUGAUUUCUUGGUUCACUUCAUGGAUAUUGCUCGUGAUGAACUUGCUAAAACACCAAAGGAGAUCUCUGUAGAGAAGCUUCAGUCCCUUUUGGACCUUGCACUGCGUUCGACAGCAGCUGCAGCAGAUCCUUUGCAUGAGGAAGUUACAUGUUCAGUGGACACAUGUUCUUUGUUGAAGAGGCUAAGCACUCUUAAAGAUCUUCAGACUAGUGAGGCUGUGUCAGAGACUGAUCUUUUAGAAGAAUCCUUGAGUAUUACUGGUGUCGAAACAUUUUCUGUCAAUUACAAGGUUCAAUGGCCACUGUCACUUGUAAUAUCAAAGAAAGCCUUGACAAAAUACCAGUUGAUCUUCCGGUUUUUGUUUCAUUGCAAACAUGUACAUCGACAACUUUGUGCAGCAUGGCAAGCACAUCAAGGUGUACGUGCACGUGAUAUGCAUGGAACUGCAAUCUCAAUAUCAUCGAUAUUGUGCCGUAAUAUGCUCAAGUUUAUCAAUAGUCUUCUACAUUAUCUAACAUUUGAGGUCCUUGAGCCAAAUUGGCAUGUUAUGCAUAGUAAACUUGAGAAUGCAAAGAGCAUAGAUGAGGUAAUUCAAUAUCAUGACUUUUUCUUGGAGAAGUGUCUCAAGGAAUGUUCACUUCUUUCCCCUGUCCUCUUCAAGAAAUUUGAGAAAUUAAAACUUGUAUGCCUUCAAUAUGCUGCUGCAACUCAGUGGCUGAUGAACUCCAUCGAAGCUCCGGACACAAACAAAUCUUUUGAUGAAUCUUCUUCAUAUGAAAGUUCAAAAGUUUUGAAGCUGAGGAAGCCUUCUAAGAAGCCCAAUUCACCCAAGGAAGAGUCAUCGGUCAUUAAAUGUGUCUUGAAAUUUGAAGCGGAGCUAACUGCAGAGCUUCAAAGUUUAAGGCCGAUUUUGAGCAGCAGGUCCCAGGCAGAACCAUAUCUUACUCAUCUUGCACAGUUGAUUCUUGGUGUUGGUAUGGAUCAAUAGAUGUAGAUUGUUGGUGUUUAUGUUAGUUAUGCCUGUUAACUUCUUGUUUUGCUGUAUAUUGAUUUUGGAAUGACAGUGUGUGCGGCAUUGAGUAGCUUCUUUUGAUUCAGCAAGACCUACUUCUUUAUUAUAAUAUAUGCAGACGGAUAAUUAUUUUAUAUGCAAA